This is a messenger RNA of Leishmania mexicana MHOM/GT/2001/U1103, 5841 nucleotides long. RefSeq lists its product as hypothetical. The transcript has a single exon. Bases 1 to 5841 code for a protein of 1946 amino acids. The record is from RefSeq and is a predicted model, not a curated record. Lineage: Eukaryota; Euglenozoa; Kinetoplastea; Trypanosomatida; Trypanosomatidae.
AUGUCGACCUUGCUGUCCGAAGCGCCCGCGACGCUGGAGCCGACCGUUGCAGCCGGGGGUGGUAGUGACACCGUCUCCUCAUCCUCCCUUGACUACUCCGCCUCUGCCGCGGCGGCUGCAUUGGUGGGAAACUCCGCCCACUUUGCGAGCAACGCCUCCAUCGCAGUCUUCCUCUUCGCGAAGGAGAAGCUGCUCUUCCGCUACCCCGACACGGACCCGUUUGUUGUGGAUGUGGCCGCGCAGGGCUCCUCCUCAGCUUCGUCCUCGUCGGCUGCGACGGGCGGAUCGGCGGCGGCGGCGGCAGCAGCAGCGGCGGCAGCAGCGGCAGCAGCGGCGGCAGCUGACGCAUCGAGUAAAAAGGCUUCGGGCGAGAGCAACGCGCCUUCCGCCCCCAGUGCCGCGCACGCAGCGCCGUCGCAGCGGGACCGUCAACGCAGUCGUGGCCCCUAUGCCGAGCAAACCAAAAGGGGCGGCGGCGGCGGCGGAGGCAACAACAGCAGCGGUGGCACUCACUUGGACCCGGGCGAUGCCAGCAACACACAAACGGCGACCUCAUCGAUGAACGGCGGCGGUGGCAAUCGACUGAAGAAGUCGACACAUGGGCACGUCACUAUGGCGGUGGAUGUCAAGGACGGUCAUCACCAUCACGGCGCUGGCGGUGCCCAAACGCCAGGUGGGGCCGCUCCGGAUCCCAAUGCGCCAGUCAGCAGCAACAGCGGCGUGGCACCGCAGCGCGGAAUGCGGCGGCCAGCCUCCAGCUAUUCGCUGGCGAGCGAUCACGUGAGCAGCAGCGGAGGCAGCUUCAGUCACGGGCACGGCGCCGUAUCGGUUGGUGGUGGUGGUACAGCAGCCGCAGAGGGUCGCCGCGGGCUCACGGCAAGGGGGCAACUCAGCAGCUCGUCAGGUUUGAUUAUUCAAGUUCAGCACACGUCCAGUGGAAGCACGCGGCGUCAGCUGUCUGGCGCCGCAGCGGCCGCCACCUCCUCUAUCAGUGGCUCCUCCAACACGCGCAAGUCGAACAACGUUUCCGCAGGGGCUGCCGCUGGUGGUGGCGGUGGUCCGGCACCGGGUGGCGGUCGCAACGGAGCCCCACAGCAGCCGCAACAGCAGGCUGCGACCACAGGCUCUGCCACGUGUGUCGGCAUCGCCCCCAAUGUGCUCAUGCACCUCCUGCGUGGGGCUCUGUGUGGCACCACCACCAUCAACAUGGUCAACUGCACCUUUCUAGUGUUUCCGCUGUCCAUCGGAGCCGCCGCGCCAAACACGGUCAACGGGCGCGACAGCACAGCAGGUAGCAGCAGCGGUAGCUUCGCCCCCCUUGACCGUCCGCGGCUACCACACCGCUCCGGAACGGCGCUCCUCGUAGUGGCGAUGAGGGAGCCAGACACGGACACUGGCGCCAUCGCGAACUUUACUCAGUGCUUCGUGAACAUUCUGUGCCGCGAGGAGCACCGCUGCCAGUACGUGUCCACGGAGCUGGAGCGGAUGGAGAUGCUGACCAACCACUGGGAGGUCGGCGGCGCCGCAGCGUUGGCGAGCGCUGCGGCCGCGGCCGCAGAGGAGCGGCGUCCGCCCGGAGAGGAAGCACAUCAGCCGCCAUUGAUGGCUGGUGGAGUCGGUGAGCCUUCUGGCGCUGGCGGCAGCGCAAUCUCUGCGUCGGCGUCCGCCUCGCCUACGCGAGAUCGCCGCCAUCGCGCUGCCAGCCCCAGAGGUGGUGCCGCUGACAUGGACGCUGCCUCUUCCGGAAACUACGACUACCUGUUUUCCGCCUCCCGACCCGCUGUCCGCCACAAGCUCGCGCCUGCCGUGGCCAGCGGUACUGCAAGCGAGAAGACCGCCUUGACAAGCCGCGGCGAUCGCGUCGCUGCAGCGGGGGCUUGCACGAGCCUGCAUUCGGCCUAUAAUCAGCAGCAGCAGCACCACCAUCGCUCGAGAGAGUCAACUUCUGCAGCCUCGAAGGACAACAUGGCGGGGCCUCUCCUAGAGUGGGCUGAUCCGGACGACGACGCGGACGGUGACAAUGGUGCGUACCGUGAAGACAACCGCGAUGCGGACCAUGCCUUCUCGCGCACCGCGUCACCCUCCCCUGGGAAAGGUGAAGAGCACAGCAGCAGCCGUCGCGGUUGUUUCUCGCCUGCUGAGACUGCCUCGUCCGCUCUCACUACCUCUGCGUCGUCACACUCCUUGUACCAGCAACUCGCCGUGCACGUGCGGCUGGCGUACGAGGUGCUGCGCGUGGCGCAGUGCAUUGACGUCUGGAACCGCACGAUGCGCGGUGGAUGCAGUGCGGGCAACGGCGCCGGUGGAGGAGCACUUGAGGGUGAUUUGUGGGGCAGGAGGACAAGCUGCAUGACGAGUUGCGGUCGUGGCGUCGCCGGUGCAUUACGAGAGCCGCGUCGGCGUCCAUCCAUCGCUACGGGCUGCGCACAACAGCAGCAGCAGAUUACCUUCGCCUCCGCUGGCACUGCCCCCGACACUCUCCCAGAGGCGCUCCUGAUCAACCACAUGUUGCUGCUGCCCAUGUCUCACCUCACAGGCGCUGAGCGGCGGAAGGAGCCCCACAGCCUGCGCUCGGCCUCCUUCCGUAUCCACCCCUGCAGCGUGCUCACCGUUGAGGCGGACAAGUUCACCGAGCAGCUGCAGCACCGCUAUCUCGACGUGAUGGGGAGGCGCUACGCCAAACUCAUCCCCUUGUCGACGGUGUACGCGUUGCUGCAGGCGCUGCCGUCGCCGCGACGAGCCGGCUCGUUUUAUCGAAGUCUUGAGCUCACCUUUCUGGAGGCGGUGCAGCGACGCCACGCCCGUGCCGCUGCGGCAGCGGCGGCGGCGAACAACACUAGCGUGAGCGGAGGGUUGGACCUAGGCGUGACCGCCACCUCGGUGUUGCAGGCAGACCUUCGCGGCAGCCGCGAGAUAAUCGAUGAGGACACAAAUUCCUUUCACACAUCCGCAGCGGCGGCGGCGGCGGCCACGACAGCUGCCGGGCUCGACUUUCUCGCGAUGGAGAUUAUCGACUUCCUGCGCGUGAACGGCGCCAUCUCGGUAGCGUCGGAGAUGCACGUGUGCUUCACACAUGGCGAGGUAACCCCGGUGGCGUUUCUGGAUGCCGCUGUCGCACGCCGUCGCCGCCAUCGCCUGAAGGCACAGCAGCGAGCGCUAAAGGCCGCUGCAGCCACAGUGGCAGCACCGAAGGAGAGCGACGAGGGUGACGCCGGCAGACAUAGAGAGCAUCGCGAUCAUCGACGCUGCACAGCGCGUGACGCCGAGAUGGACGCGGAGACGGGCAUCAACGGCGAGGCUGACUCGGCUGUCGCCGGGAUAGGGCUCUGCGCGCCGCUGAAGUCAAUCGCCGAUUCAACAAGCGCGAAUCAGAGCUGGAUGUCGUCCCAGACGACGACCGUCGGAUCCGCCACUACCGGCGCGACCCCGGAGGUUACGGCUGACCCGUUGGACGCGGUGUUGGACAUGGAAACGGUGCCGGCGGCGCUGGUGUUACACAUGCUCGAGCGCGUCAUCGACACACAGCAACACCGCCAUCAACCACAUCAACAGGAGCAGUACCACUCACUCGCUGUGAUCGGUGGCAGUGACCAGCGUGGGGAGACGCCAACGCCGGUGACCAGCAUGGCAGAACUGCCAAAGACACCGAGCACUGACACGAUUUCGGCGGGGAAACAUUCCUCCCACGUCGGCUACCGAACCAACGGGCACGACACCUCGCUCACGCAGGGGUGGCAAGGCAGCUCUCACCUGUCCACCGGAGCAGUGGGCACAACCUCCUCUCCGCCUCUGUACCUCGCGACACAUACGGCCACCACCAGUACUCUUCCCUCCGCCGCCACCGCCACUGCGCCACAGCCAGUGUUGUCGAUCACAGCGCCGGGGCCGCUGUCGGUGUACUGUGCGUGGGGCUCGGCAUGCCCCCUCUGUGAGCUGCUGAUGGCGCAUCCACAGUGCUGGACGACGCGAAGCCAUCGCGGCUACACGCUGGGCUUCUACACCAUCAAUGCCACCCGGCCUCGAUCCUACGACAGCGGCCCCGCCAUUCAGCUCACCUUCCCGUCCCUCGACGAGAGUGUCUGUACGUGUGCGCGGCACGCCCGACAUCUGCGCGACAACGCAGACUUCACGGCUCUCAUGCAGAACAGCUACACCGGAGACGGCAGCAGCAGCAGCCUGCUGCACUCCAUGCAGCCAUGGUUCAUGCGGCCUCACAUGUUCAUAACCCCAGUGACGGCAGCCUAUGGUGUGUCGCCAUACGAGGUGUUUGAGCGCAUAUCGUACCACUGCAAUCGGCUCAGUAGCGGCAGCGGGCCCAGCCAGCGGCUCCCACUCCAUCACGCACCGCAUUUGUCCAUGGCCGGCGAGUCUGCCGCCACAGCCGCGUCGCUGAUCGCGGUGAACAGCACCAGCUCUCUCAUCGAUCCCGAUCCUCGCGACCUCCUCCUCAUCUCCCGCGCGCAGGCGCACCCGCACGAGACGUCUGUUUCCACGGCCUGUCGUGACGCCGCCGUCGGCAGCGCGAAGGAGCAAGGCCACACGCUCCUGCAGUGCGCCGACAUACCCGAAGCCGCGGUGGAGUACCUUCGCCGCUCCGCUGACGUCAUCAAGCAGCGCCUCGACUACGCACGGCGACAGCAGAGCCUCCUAGAGCGGUAUGAGCAAGCGUGGGAACAGCAAGGCACGGCGCUGGCAAGGACAGCACCACUCGCGUCCACGCCGACUCCCGCUGCCGCUCCUGACGCGAGCCCAGCCGCCCAGCCAGCACGGUCCGCCGCGGUGGCCGUGGCUAAACCCGCAUCCAGCUUGGCGAUCCAAGUGUCACAAGGCCACACCGUGCAAGGCGCGGUGAGUUUUAGUAGUCAUGUCGACGCUGCCAGAGGUGGUGGUAGCUCUCCGUCCUCCUCCUCCAUUCCCGUCUCUGCAGCGGUGGCGCCACUGGGCAGGAGUGCCAGCCCCCGGCCACGCUCCCUGCACUACGGCUGCCGCCAGCUUCCCCUGCACACCGCCUCCAGACCCCUCGCGAAUCAAGUGCUGCUGUUCGACAGCACCACGCCAGCCGAAAUGGACAGUGCCACCGACUCCACAGCACCACAGCACCAGCAGGAGCGACAGCGGAGCUACACAAGCUUGACGCACAUAGACCCGCACACGCAGUCUAUCACCAGCGCGUCCGCCGCCACGCCGCUCGCUAGGGUCGACGGCCUGCUCGGGACGGAGCGCUCUCUCCCAGUGGAAGUUCUGCUGCAGUACGUGCUGCAUCACGUGAUCGCGCUCAGCUGGGGAACGCGCGGACUCGAAGUGGACACGCUGGUGCGUCUUCUCGAGCGCAACCUGCGCCGUCUUCCGCCGCUACUCGCGAAUCUGCCGUACAUCGUGCAGCUGCGCAGUGCCGGAUACACGAGCGCGUCGGCUGCGGCGGCGUUAGCAAGCAACGCAACAGCGAGCAGUGCGGGUGGAGAGGCCACGGCAGUCGUGUCCUCUGUCUUCACCACUGUACACACGCGCCUCGCCGCCGCGUCGUUACCUUCUUCGACCCCCGUACAUGAUGCGGCGCCCCAGGAAUUCCUCCAAGGUACCUCACCAGACAGAUCUGUGACAAGUCCCUACAGCGGCAUGUCGCACGCCGCCACCAGUGCCCCCGUCACAGAGGCAGAGGUACAGCUGUUGCAAGCCUACGAGGUGCUCGAUCAGCUGAGCUUGAUGAAGCUUCUGUCUGCGUACGCGACGUGGCCGGUGCGCACGGUGCCGACGCGGCUGCUGCUGCACACGGUGGUGAACGAGUUCAGCGACGUUCUCUACGUGGACAGCUCGGAGCGUAACGGCGAUGCAGAGCAUUGA